CUUAUGACGUGAUGUGGUUGUCAUGGCAGCCAGUACCAUCAUCACUAACAACAUUCUUCAGACAACAGUCCUGGUGCACAAUAUUUCACUCACUACAAGUCUAUCAUACAAGAAGAAACAGAUAUAUAGAAUACGGGUGACAGCAGCUAGUACUGUAUAUAACUACUAACCAUGAGUGAGGAUAUCAAGUUUAUUGUGUCUGAGCUCAACAAGGAGCCAUACAAUCGUAACUACAACCUGAUUACCUUUGAUGCUCUUAGUGGUGAACCUCUAUUACAGGUACUAAAUGAUGUCUUUGCUGAAAUUGACCCCAAAAACAAGUUGGAUAUCCGAGAAGAGGAGCCAGAGCAAAUGGCAGUGCGGAUGCUGGGCAUGUUAAGAAUACUGAAAUAUAAGCCUCCAGAUGAUAACAUGAGCAAUUUCCGCCAGGGUCUAGUGUCUGGAAAUAAGUAUGUCAUCCAUCCUAUCCUGUCAUGGCUUCUGCAGAGAAUGGAGGAACUAAAAAAACGUGCUUAUUUAGCCAAAUACUUGGUUAAGUUGGAUGUUCCUGCCGAGAUGCUUGGGGAUGCAGAUGUAGCUGACACUCACAUGAAGUAUGAAGAGCUAAUUGAUAAGUUCAAAAUUAUUCAUCGUGAAUAUGAGUCAUUACGAACUAGUGGGUUUUCCACAUCUGAACUUCGUCGUGACAUCACGGCAAUGGAAGAGGAGCGUGACCUUGUUUUCAGGAGGAUUGAAAAAAUGAAACAAAAGAUAGAGGGAACUCCAAACAGUGAAACAAUGCUGGCAUCAGCCCGUGCUCUUCGACAAGAGAGAGAACGAAAGAAGGAAAUGGCACAACAGGAGUCUGAUCUAAAAGCUGCUAUACAGCUAUCUGAGCAGAGAACUUUGCGCCUGCAAACGCAGCUGAAAGAUAUACGGAAGGCUGGCAUGGGCACCACACCUGAGGGGCUAUUACAGAGGCUGGAGGAAGAUGUGAAUGUGAACACAUAUAUUGUCAAGGAGAAGUUACCUAAGGAGCUUGCAUUAAAACGACGACAUGUGUCAACCCUGCAACAAGUAGCAACACAGCCUGCAAUGGGACAACAGGAAAUAGACACUGUAAAGAAACAGAUUCGUGCACUGACAGCUGAGAUCAACAACUUGAAUGAAGCUCGUAUGAAGGAAGUGGAAGAAGAUGACAGCCCAGAGAGCAAGGUUGGAAAGUUAUCAUUUUUUCGGCAAAAUGCAGCAAUAAUCACCCGAAAGAAAGAACAAGCUGCUGAACGUCUUAAUGAACUACGAGGAGAAUUAGCAAACCUUCAAGAGGAUAUGAGGGACAAGCAGGAUCAACUUCAACAGUUCUCUGGUGAACAAGUCCUCCGAGGUGAAGAGUUCAAGCGCUAUGUCAAUAAACUAAGGGGCAAGAGCUCAGCAUACAAAAUGAAACGAGCUGAAUUAAGUGAACUGAGAGCUGAAUUUGGGGUUCUUAGUCGAACUGGAGAAAUUCUGCAUUCCAAAGAGGCACAAAUGUUAGAGCAACUUAGUGCUCUAGAGUCGCAGAUGGGUGUGUCAGGUUUCCGUGAAACUCAGGAGACCAUGGAGAAGGUUUCAUCAAUGAAAGCUGAAGUUGAUGAACGCAAAGGACAGACACUUGAGGAAAUGUCUGGCAUGGUUAUGGAGUUGAAUCGUAAAAUUGCAGAAAGAAAAGCACGCCUGGCCCCACUUAUCAAAGAACUGCGCCCUCUGAGACAAAAAGCACAAGAUUUAACCGUGGAUUAUAAUGACAAGAAGCAUGCAUAUGAUUCUGUGGCAGCAGGCUUGGACACUAAUAUGAGUAAACUUGAACAGGAAGUUAAGAGUCUACAUGAUGAGAUUGUAAAAUCAGAAACAAAGUACCACCUGUUCAAUGCUGAACGGGAAAUUCUGAACUUCAAGCAACAGCAGGCAAGUGAAGAAAUUAAAUUAUACCUUUCCAGCGAUCCACAUGAUAAAAAGAAAUCACUCAGAGAACAGCUUAUGGCAAACAUCAAUGAACAAGAGAAGCUUGGCCGGCUACUACGAGAAGAACAAAAAUCAGUUAAAGACCUCCUUCAGACUUCUGCUAAACAACUUAGAAUGUGGCAGGAUGUUGUAAAGCUCUUGGAUAUGAAAAGAAGAUGCUUGGAUGCUGUAAGAAAUGGUGGAAAUGUUACUCGAAACAGUGGUGGUGAAGCAUUAGUAUUAUAAGUUAAGAAACUUUCGUGUAAAUUUAUUAUAUUCUGCAUUCUACAAAACUAAAUCUUACAACAACUUAGCUCAGUUCCAGAGGAUUUAAAACAACUUUUUUGGUUUAUAAGUAAUGUUGGAAAUCCUAUUUACAUUAUUCUUAAACUAGAAUUAUCAUUGGUAGCUCUGCAUAAAACUUCUUUCACAACUAGUCUGCAAUUUUCUUUUUUUUAGAUUGUCAGUCACAUUUGUCUUCAACCUCAGAUUGUAUAUAAUUUACUACUUAAAAGUCAUAAUAAUCUCAAAAACUAACCUACACAACUCUAACCAAACAAUGUUGCAAUAACUCAUGUAACCAGUUUCAUCAUAACUCGACUCACGAAAUCGUAAUGAACGAUUGCAAACAAACCAUACCACGGGCGAGGAUAGAACCCGUGUUCAAAGAGUCUCAAAACGAAUCUUAUUGUGGCUAGCUGGUCCAGUGGCUAAUGCGACGGUCUGGAGUUUUGAGACUCUCUGAUCGUGGGUUCUAUCCCCGCCCGUGGUAUGGUUAGUUUCAUUAUAACUUUCACAAUAUAAGCUAGCUAUUGUUUGGUAACUUAUCUGUAUAUUAUUGAUAACUUACCUCCUUGGAGUUCCUCAGGAAUGGGGAAGUGGCUGAGAAUUGCAACUGCUGGUUUUGUUAUGCCAGAGAAGUGGGUUCCACCAAAACAUCUGUACACAGUGGAACCUCGGUACUCUAACAAAACUCAGCACUUGACCAAACAAACACGACGUGCCAGAACUUCACUGUAAGCUAUUUCAUAUUUCUUCACAUUUUUUGGUGUUUUUUUUUUUUUAUAUUAUUUGUAUAAGUCACCAUGGGGCCUAGUGAUAACAGCCAACCAAAAAGAAAAUUGGUUGGGAAGAAUUUGUUCGAUACUUGAAUGGAUCGGCACUCGAACAGCCUUCUGGAAUGAAUUAAGUUAGAGUAACGAGGUUUCAUUGUACUUCAUGGAAGGGCAGUACAAGUGAAAAAGGUGCCUUCUUUUUUUUUUACCAUGGAUAUUUUUACUUAAUAUACAGGUACAUAUUUUUUUUUAUAUGGUGUAUCAGUUACUGUGAUAUAACUCAUCCAUAUUAUAGUCAUAAUGUAAAGUAUACUUUUAGUAACCAAACAGUCUAGUAAAUGUUCCACAAUGGUUCCAAGUUAAUGUCUUUUGAUAUACUCAAGUUAGCAUUGUGGUUUAAUAUACCUGUGGUUGUUCUUGGUGUGUACAAAGUUAUUCUGAUAAUGUACUCUUAUAUUAUAAUCAUAACUAAGUGCUAAACUCAUUAAGGUUUUACAGCACUGAUGUACUCUCAUAGUACUGAAUUAUGAUAUACAGUAGGGUCCCGCUUUAUGGCGUGUUGCUUACGGUGUUCCACUAAUACAGAAUUUUAAAAUUAUGACCAAAACUCGCUAUACGGCUCCCCCCCCCACUUGACUUUCUAAUACGGUCACCAUGCCACCGCCCAGUUUGUUUACAUUCUCCAUAAGCACAGUGUCUCUCUAUUAUGUCUGGAAACUUUCCAAAAUUUCAAGUGUUUAAAGUUAUUUCAUGUUUACAUUAAGACUACAAAUAUUUUAAGGUAUGUAAUAAAUGUACUGUAUAUGCAUUUUAUCAUUCUGGGGUGCUUUAAAUGUUGUAGUAUAUUACGUGUGGGUGGGGUGUCUUGGCUGGCUACCAUACCUCCCACACCUGACUUCUUACAAUAAAUACUACUCACCUCUCGACUUAAAAUAUUUGUAGUCUUAAUUUAGGGUAAGUAAUGAAUGUGCUGUGUGUGUAUUUUACUUUUUAUUGUUUUUAAUGCCUAGUUCUAUUGCUAACUUAAUAUAUGUUAGUGUAAACUUAUCUGGCAUUUAUAUGCAUUUAUAAGUGAAAAAAUGACUCUCUGCUUUCCAGCAGUAGCCUGGAACCUAACCUGCUAUAUAAGUGGGGCCCUACUGUACAUUAUACACUGAAUUAUAAUUAUUAUAAUCGUGGGGGAGCACUAAACCUGUAGGAUUAUACAGCACAUGUGGGGGGUGGGGGUAGAAGGUAUUCAGGCUCAAUUCAGGGAACCAAAGCACAGAUCCAAUUCCCUAGAUCAAAAGCCCCUCACCAGCAUCAAGGAACCUCCCUUGAGGGGUUAUACACUGAAGAUAAUGUAAUAUAGCAGACUUCCUUCAAGGGAUGGAGGGUGCCUAGAUUAUGGUGAAGGGCUUUUGUGCCAAGAAAUUGAAGAUGCAGUCUCCUUCCUCAGAUCAAACCUGAUAACUUCCAUUCCCUCAAGUGCUGUACAACUCAUACAGGUCUAGCACUUCCACAUGAAUGUAUAAUCUGGCACACCCAUUGUAUUUAAACAGAAGCACUUUGCAUUCUUUGAUCUGAUACACAAGAUUUAUACAACGCUGUAUGUUUAAAAUUAUCGAGCCUUUAUGCUAAAUUACAAAUGAGUACUGUAUUAUAUGCAGUAUGUUUUUAGACCUAGUAAUAGAAAUCUGUUGAAUUAAAACAUAUUAUUCACCUUAUAAAUACAGUAAUGAAUAUUCUAGUUGUAUUUAACCCAAUAUUUAAUUUUCAACACAUCAGGCAUCACCCACCAAGGUUUGGCGACUUGAAGAAGAGAUGCAUUUAUUGCCUCCAACCUCUUCUCUGCUGCAAUAUUUAACAAUCAUGCUUUACACCCAUAUAAGUGUUGGUACCAUUAUACUUUGGCACAUUACCUUUUUCGAUGCCUCCAUAUAUGCAUCAAUACACCACCCAACUUUUUAGCUUAGUGCUAUGAUUUACCAUCUUUAACAGACCUAUUUGGUGACAUCCUCACUCCCAAUCACCUAAACACAUUUACUUUCCCCAUACUCCCUCCCUCCAAUCUGAUAUUCAGUCGUUCAUUGUCUAAAUGUUUUGUUACAUACCCUCCCAAAUUUGUCCGCUAACCUUUCCAGCUUCUCUUCAAGACCUCCCAAAAUAAAUAAAUAAAUAUGGGUCAUCCUAGAAAAGGAUAGAGGGAGGAGGCAAAAGAGGUGUGUAUAAAGGGGCUUGGACAUGCAGCAGGCAUGUGUGAGUGUGUUAGAUAGGAGUGAAUGGAGACAAAUGGUUUUUGGGACCUGACGAACUAUUGGAGUGUGAGCACAGUAAUGUUUUGUGAAGGGAUUCAGGGAAAAUGGUUAACUUGAGUCCUGAAGGUGGGAAGUACAAUGCCUGCGCUUUAAAAGAGGGGUUUGGGAUAUUGGCUGUUUGGAGUGAUAUCUAAA
Molecule: messenger RNA, 5446 nt
Organism: Cherax quadricarinatus
Lineage: Eukaryota; Metazoa; Arthropoda; Malacostraca; Decapoda; Parastacidae
Product: intraflagellar transport protein 81 homolog
Biological process (GO): intraciliary transport; cilium assembly
Cellular component (GO): centrosome; cilium; intraciliary transport particle B
Molecular function (GO): tubulin binding
Source: RefSeq, a predicted model, not a curated record